AUGGCGCCCCGCACUGUUCACAACGACAGCGACCAAAGCGACAGCGACAGCGACAGCGACAGCGAUUUCGACACCGACUGGCCAUUCUACAAGGCCCAUUCGAUACGCAAAUUUGCGCGCAAGAGGUUUCCGUAUGCGGUUCAGCUGUUACCAGGACCAGACGACAUCAAGUAUCAUGUUCAGUCUGUAAAGCCGGGAACAAGCAACUACAUGAUCGGCAUUACCAUUGGUCAUAUCGGCGCAGCAGGAAGACGCGAGCCAGUCUCUGCUGUCAUGGCGCUGACUGGAGAAGUCAACUUCUACCUGACAGAGGAAAAGAAGAGACUCUCGCGCCGUGAACGUUCCGACAUUGAGUUGAUCACACCUUGGGCCUACCUUGAGAGAGGCGAAAAACAUAGCCGGUUGAGAGAGGUGUGCGCCUUGUCCGCAUGGUACCUUAUGAUUCACAACUGCGGAGUGAUUGAGCCCGUUGCGCAUUUUACACCUUGCGACACCCACAAGCUCAUCGAUCUGCACAUCGCAGUCUUGAUGGUUGGAAAUGGAAUAAGAAAGGCAGAAGGCAUCCAGGAAAAGGAUUUAAGCAUCGAAGACGUUCGCCGGCUGUGCAUCGAUGAGAUCUAUGCCCCAGACGAGUUGGACACCGGAGCAGAAGAAGGCUUAGAAGAGGAGGCAACAAGCAUUGUGGAAGACGGCAACGAGAUCACUACGGGAGGAACAGAAGGGAGCAAGAUCAUGACUCAAGCUGAACUGUUCAAGGGUCUACUCGCACUCACAGAUCCAGCGAAGAGGGGAGAGUCCGCUUCUCUUACAGCACACUGGGAGGAGAACUACGGUUCGCUCAAUUGA
Messenger RNA from Parastagonospora nodorum SN15, 846 nucleotides. RefSeq lists its product as hypothetical. Bases 1 to 846 code for a protein of 281 amino acids. NCBI's taxonomy places the organism in Eukaryota, Fungi, Ascomycota, Dothideomycetes, Pleosporales, Phaeosphaeriaceae. The record is from RefSeq and is a predicted model, not a curated record. The transcript is spliced from 2 exons.